This is a messenger RNA of Marmota monax (woodchuck), 3607 nucleotides long. It is a transcript of the gene Marveld2, whose product is annotated as MARVEL domain containing 2. The transcript has 7 exons. Bases 163 to 1839 code for a protein of 558 amino acids. NCBI's taxonomy places the organism in Eukaryota, Metazoa, Chordata, Mammalia, Rodentia, Sciuridae. The record is from RefSeq and is a predicted model, not a curated record. Gene Ontology annotation, cellular component: apical plasma membrane; bicellular tight junction; cytoplasmic vesicle. Gene Ontology annotation, biological process: bicellular tight junction assembly.
CCUUCCGGCUCGCGGCGGUCGCCCCCACUGGAAUUCGGGCUGUCUUGACCUGGGACUUCUGGCGCGACUUAGUUCAGGUCACUUUGGGGCCGAAUCCCGAAAGAGUGUAUUUUCAGGAGGAACCCGAAGGCGGGACGCUUCCAGGGGGUGUGAAAGUCACAAAUGUCGUCAAAUGAUGGAAGAUCCAGGAUUCGGGAGAGGGGCUACAAUGAGGUCCCAGGGGACUUGCCUCAUCAAGAUGGCACCAUAAGAACCCUCCAUACUCUUCACGACAGUGAGCUGGCUGUAAGCGCUGAUCCUUUGCCACCUCCCCCUCUCCCAUUACAGCCACCAUUCGGCCCAGACUUCUACUCAAGUGACACUGAGGAACCAGCCAUUGCACCAGACCUCAAGCCCGUAAGACGCUUUAUCCCUGACUCCUGGAAGAACUUCUUCAGGGGAAAGAAAAAGGACCCAGAAUGGGAUAAGUCAGUGUCUGAUAUCAGAUACAUCUCCGAUGGCGUGAAAUGUUCACCUCCUGCCUCUCCAUCAAGAUGCAACCACCGUUCUGCCCCCAGCUCCUACAAAGAUCCUUCUGGAGGGUCAGAAGGCACUUUUAAUUCCCCAAAAGAGUCUGAUGGGAUGUUUCCCCAGGAUCCCUAUGCAUCUCUGGACCGACACACACAGACAGCUCGAACAUACAGUGAGAAGGUGGAGGAGUACAACCUGAGGUAUUCCUACAUGAAGUCUUGGGCAGGUCUGCUGAGAAUUCUGGGUGUGGUGGAGCUGCUUCUGGGGGCCGGAGUCUUCGCAUGUGUCACAGCUUACAUUCACAAGGACAGCGAGUGGUAUAACUUGUUUGGAUAUUCACAGCCGUAUGGCAUGGGAGGCGUUGGUGGCCUGGGCAGUAUGUAUGGGGGCUAUUACUACAGUGGCCCCAAGACCCCUUUUGUACUGGUGGUUGCUGGAUUAGCUUGGAUUGCUACCAUUAUUGUUCUGGUUCUUGGCAUGUCCAUGUAUUACCGAACUAUUCUUUUGGACUCUAAUUGGUGGCCCCUAACUGAAUUUGGAAUUAAUGUUGCCUUGUUUAUCUUGUACAUGGCGGCAGCCAUAGUCUAUGUGAAUGAUACCAACCGAGGUGGACUUUGCUACUAUCCAUUAUUUAAUACUCCAAUAAAUGCAGUGUUCUGCCGAGUAGAAGGAGGACAAAUAGCAGCAAUGAUCUUCCUUUUUGUCACCAUGAUUGUCUAUCUUAUCAGUGCUUUGGUUUGCCUAAAGCUCUGGAGGCAUGAGGCAGCUCGGAGACACAGGGAAUAUAUGGAACAGCAGGAGAUAAAUGAGCCAUCAUUGCCAUCAAAAAGAAAAAUGUGUGAAAUGGCCACCAGUGACAGACAGAGAGACCCAGAAGUUAAUUUCAAAGACUUGAGAACAACAAAAAUGAAACCUGAAUUGCUGAGUGGACACAUCCCUGCGGGCCACAUUCCUAAACCCAUUGUGAUGCCUGACUACAUGGCAAAAUACCCUGUGAUUCAAACAGAUGAUGAACGGGAACGCUAUAAAGCUGUGUUCCAAGACCAGUUUUCAGAGUAUAAAGAGCUAUCUGCAGAAGUUCAAGCUGUCUUGAGGAAAUUUGAUGAGCUAGAUGCAGUAAUGAGCAGGUUGCCACAUCAUUCAGAAAACCGACAGGAACAUGAAAGAAUUUCAAGAAUCCAUGAAGAGUUUAAGAAAAAAAAGAAUGAUCCUUCAUUUCUGGAAAAAAAAGAACGCUGUGAAUACCUCAAGAAUAAACUCUCUCACAUAAAGCAAAGAAUUCAGGAAUAUGAUAAAGUAAUGAAUUGGGAUAUAAAUGGUUAUUCUUAAACCUUAUCUGAAACAACUUUUUUAUAACAAAUUUGCUAUUUAUUUACUGCUUUUUUUAUGCUAGUCUCUGUGGUAGAGAAGAAAGUGCCUCUUCAAUCUGAUCCUCAUUGGCCUAACUGGCAUGCAAUGUUAAUCAGUAUGAUUUGCUCAAACAUUUCAGAACAGUUUCAGCUCAUUGGGAGACUGAGGCAGGAUGAUUUUUAAGUUCAAAGCCAACUUGGGCAAUGUCUUAAGACCCUGUCUCAAAACUAAAAUUAAAAAAAGAUCUGGGGAUGUAGCUCAGUGAGAGAGACCCUGGGUUCACUCCCCAGUACUGGGAGGAAAAAUCAAAUCUACUAAGGGCCUUCACUGAGAUGGGAGAAAUCCUGUAUUCAUCUGUGUACAGUUCCAUAUUUGUUUAUGUCAUUAAAAUAUGUUGUAGAGCCAGGCAUGGUAGUGCACGCCUAUAAUCCCAACGGCUUGUGAGGCUGAGACAAGAAAAUCGCUAGUUUUCAAAGCCAGCUUCAGCAACUGUGAGACCCUAAGCAACUCAGUGGGACCCUGUCUCUAAAUGAAAUUCAAAAUAGGGCUGGGGAUGUGGCUCAGUGGUCGAGUGCCCCUGAGUUCAAUCCCUGGUACCAAAAAAAAAAAAAAAAGUAUUGUAACUUAGAGAUCAUAUCUUUGUUGUGUGAUGAGCAAGUAGACUCUCCUCCUGGUGCUGCUUUUUCCUAUACUCAGGCAGGUUCCUAUAUUUUUUCUAGGACAAAUUUCCUAAGAGAAAUUCUUAAAAGGUUCUUCCUAAGGAAAAAUGGAUGAUAGCUUUUCACAGGUGUCAUUUUUUCCCUUGAAAGAGAGUUGAUUCCCAGAUUGACAUUAUCAGGCUCUGUGAUUUGGGGCAAGUUGCUUGACCUCUCUGUACUUGUUUCCUCUUCUGUAAAAUGAGACUAAAAUAGUACCUACCUCAUAGAUUGGUAAUGAGGAUUAAAUGUAUUCACAGUUGUAAAGGGUUUAGAAGGAGCCUCUUGACAAUAAGCACUACAUUAGGGUUGUGAACUCUGUAGGAGUGUUUGUGAAGUGAAUAAACUUCAUAGACUGAGUCUCAAGAAGAGGUCCAUGGUGAGCAAACCCAGCCAACUGACUAAAGGCCACAUGUCUCAUGGUUUUCUUUUUGUCCUGUUAACCCUUAUCCACACAUGAACUUAGGCAGAUGCUUCUCCAUGGUUCUGUGGCCCAUCGGGGUCCACCUCAGCCUCCCUGUCUUCAAUCAAUGUCACUCUGCACGACUCCAUGUCCCCACAGCCCAGGCUUUCCUGUACACGUGGAGCAGCAGGACUCUGUGAAUGUUGUUCCCCUUACAUCCCCUUAGACAUCCAUCCGAAUGUCCCCUGAUAUUAUAUUGCUUGUUCUAGUGUUUAUUGUUAAUGUUUCAUUCCUUAGUUCCCAGAAUGCUUAGGCUGUGCUGUUUCUGAAGAGGUAACACCUAGGGAAGUGUGAGACCAGGAGAGCCUCUGACUAGAGCAACCUCGCCUUCUGUGUCAUGUUCUGGGGCCUCACAUUAGCAUUCUACUUUAAGAAGAGUUUCAGUGCUUUUAUUUAAAAAAAGUAAAAUAUUACCAUUUUGGUAUACUGUAAAUGAUUAGAUUAAUAUUGAAACUAAAUGUUAAGGAAAUUCGACUUUGUGAAACUUUAUUUUACAAUUGUGUUAAUCUUCGAAAUAAAUGCUAUAACACUAAUUUUUAAAAUUUUUUACAUUAAUAACUAGGUAUAUUAAAAUUUCAAUUACCUGUUA